AUCAUAUCUUCUUAACUCACGAUAAACUCAAUGGUCCAAUUCUAAUACGAUGGAGCUACUUGAUCUCCCAGUAGAAAUCUUGGUGCUGCUCCCUAACCAUCUGCACAACAUCGAAGACUUUAAGAAUGCAUCCUCAAGUUGCCGAACAUUGCGAAAUGCAUUUUGGGAAACAGAUCCCCAUCAGAUCCUUCAGUUGGCUGGUGCAGCAUCACGAACCUUCUUUCGUCCAGAUCCAUAUUUUCUCAUUGCAGCGACGGUCCGUCAAGUUAGAGAUUGGGCCCUCGAGAGCCAGGACAAUAGUGAUGUGCUUCGACAAGCCUUCAUGUGUGGCAUUGAAGGACUCUACGACCUAUGCAUUGCUAAAGCCAGCCUCACAAUGGAUGAUAUACGACGACUUCACGCAAUGCGUUUCACGACUCUAAAUCCAGUUGCAGACUUGAUCGACAAGGCUGCAGAUCAGAUAGCACUUGAGCAUGCUCUGGCUUCCCGAAGAUGGCGAGAGGCCUGGGAGCGAGUUCGUUAUCAGGUUGGGGAAGACUUCGAGGAGGAGUGGCGGCAAAGUUUGUGGCAUUCUACUGUCGAGUGCCAAGGGCUUGAAGGAUUAGAAAUGCUCACACCUGCAGGACUGGAGAAAUGGCGUCCGAAGCUGGUUGAGAUGAGGACGCAAAUCAAAAAUUUGAAAGAGAAGCCUGAGAUGUACAGGUUCGGCCGGCAUUUUGCGUUCGAAUAUCCUCACUUGGCAAAGGAGGUAUUGGUGUCAAUCGGGGGAUAUGGAUCGAAUAGAUGAAUAAUCGACAAUCCUGUUUCCACUUCUGCUAUCCCCAAAUUAUGUAUACGUACGUUCUGUUCGCGAUCAUGACACUUUGCUG
Mollisia scopiformis is the source of this 869-nucleotide messenger RNA. RefSeq lists its product as uncharacterized. The coding region runs from base 50 to 787 and encodes 245 amino acids. The record is from RefSeq and is a predicted model, not a curated record. The transcript is spliced from 2 exons. Lineage: Eukaryota; Fungi; Ascomycota; Leotiomycetes; Helotiales; Mollisiaceae.